CAAUCAUUAUUGCAAGUUCUCACGUCCAAUAUUCAAAAAAUGCGCGGAAAUAUUUCAUGCCCAUUGAAGUAAAAAUCAUUACCAGGGUACUUCUCCCACUGGCAAAAUGUCGUCUGUGCAAGCAACAGUAAAACCAUUGAAUGUAUCUCCUGUAAUUAAAUUUUUUCGAUGGACUUUCCUAUUAUCUGGUAUUGUAUAUGGUCUGUAUUUCCAAAAAAAAUUUAGUAAGAGAGAGAAUGCACUUCGUGAACAAGAAGAAAGAGAAAGACCCAUGAAGGAAGCAAAAUUAGCAGCAGAGAAAAAAUUGCUUAUUGAAGCUGAAUUGAAAAUGUUGGACGAAUUAUUAAGUCCUGCCCCUAAGAAAUAAUCAAAGUAAAAAAUAAAGAAUUACUUUUUCUGUAGUAUAUAUAUGCGUUUUUAUUAAGUUAUUAUUAAACUAUCCUUUAAAAAAACUAAUUA
This is a messenger RNA of Eufriesea mexicana, 459 nucleotides long. It is a transcript of the gene ATPsynE, whose product is annotated as ATP synthase, subunit E. Gene Ontology annotation, molecular function: proton transmembrane transporter activity. The transcript has 3 exons. Gene Ontology annotation, cellular component: proton-transporting ATP synthase complex. Gene Ontology annotation, biological process: proton motive force-driven ATP synthesis. The record is from RefSeq and is a predicted model, not a curated record. Bases 107 to 367 code for a protein of 86 amino acids. Lineage: Eukaryota; Metazoa; Arthropoda; Insecta; Hymenoptera; Apidae.